UUAAUAAUUAACGUUCGGGCAUCAUGUACAGAGUUGCUGGUUGGUGAUUUGUUUCGGAAUUUUGAGGUCGAGGCUACGCGAGUCGCCAGUCCGAGUCAUUUGCUUCGUAAGUGAGCCAGUAGAGCUUCUGCCUUGGCGGUGCCCGGAGGUGUGAAUGUGGCGAGGCGCGGGGCGGGGUUAGAGGACAUCCCUGGUGAUACUUACGUGUUUUAUAUGACCAAACUGCUGCUUGCCAUUGAAACAUCGCCGGGAGGCUAAAAGUGAAGUGCCAGGAGCAAGGGAAUAGGUGAGGUUGCCGGAGCCAUGCUUACGAGGCCUGUGUGUGUCAUGUUCAUGGUGGUGGUGAUGGCGGCGACGGCUCCUCCUGGCCUGAAGGGCGCCACUGGCCGUAACCCUCACACGCUGGCCUGCACCUCAAGCGACAACGAGGGGCAGGUGAGGGAUGAGAGUAGUACGAGCUUCCCCGAGCCUGUCAGCGUGGAGGCGAGCACCGUCCCGUGCCCCGCAGACCGCCACGCGGGGGGCAGCACCCAAGUCGAAGCAGGUCACUCGGCGGCGCAGCAGGAGGAGGCAGAACUCAAAGAACUGACCAGCAUCUUGAAGGACCUUGGCUUAGGAGUCGGACUUUCGCAGCAAGACUUGGCCAGGUCAGGAGUGCUUGUGCAGGUCCUGAAGAAAGUAAGGAGCGAGGGCUUAGCCGGCCAGGUCAUGGGACGCCGCGGGGCUGCCGGGGCGGGCGACGGAAGGAACGAGAACGCCGUGAGGGACGUGGACGACCCCCUAGGGUGCGGCCUCAAGCGAGCGGAGCCGCGGAUUCUGGGCGGGCACGUGUCCCAGGCGGGGGCGUGGCCAUGGCUGGUGGCGAUGGUCCACGCGCCCUCCGGCCGGGCCUUCUGCGGCGCCUCGCUCAUCAACAGCCGCUUCCUUAUCACCGCCGGACACUGCGCCGCCCUGCUGCCGAUUCACCUGCUGGAGGUGUGGCUGGGGAGUCACGACCUCUCACACUUCCUGGAGGAGGGCCGCAUGGUGAGGACAGUCUCGAAGAUCAUCAUCCAUGAGGAAUUCCACAGCAGGAGCCUAAGGAAUGACAUCGCCCUGCUGCGCCUCGCCGAGCCUGUCCGAUCCUCCUACGCCGUGCGUCCAAUCUGCCUCCCUCCAAACCGGACGUUCGACACCGGGCUGGCGGCGGGGAACGACAGCAGCACGGGCGUAGUGGCGGGCUGGGGCCUCACCAAGGAGGACGGCAAGCCCUCCAGCCGAGUCAUGGAGGUGCGCCUCCCCUUCCUGAAAGUGAGCAAGUGUCGCGACCUUUACGAGUCCAUUAAUCCAGUGAGUGACUACAUGCUCUGCACCUUCUACAACGCCUCCAGCGGCAUCAAGGACGCCUGCAAGGGCGACUCCGGCGGACCGCUGGUGGUGGAGGGCGCGGACGGGCGGUGGGUGCAGGCAGGCGUGGUGAGCUUCGGCUACGGGUGCGGGCGGCGCGGCUACCCGGGCGUGUACACCAGGCUGUCCCGCUACCUGCUGUGGGUGUACGUCAAGAUCUUGGCGGCGGAGACGGCACCCAAAGACGAGAGCUAGCGUGUGUGUGUGUGAAAUAUUAUCAUUUGUGUAAUAUUACGAAAGCGUAACUUGUUAUUUUUAUACUGUGUAUAUGUUUCUUUUUACAUACUAAAAUUAUUUAUAUUGUGCUCUGUGAUCCUCCGCUUCGGAAACUUUAUUUUAGAUACCAUUAAAGUUAGCCUUUUACGUUAGUGUUAUGGAAGUGAAUUCAUUAGAACGUUUACUUAC
Molecule: messenger RNA, 1791 nt
Organism: Eriocheir sinensis (Chinese mitten crab)
Lineage: Eukaryota; Metazoa; Arthropoda; Malacostraca; Decapoda; Varunidae
Product: trypsin-1-like
Exons: 6
Coding region: 304-1581 (425 amino acids)
Biological process (GO): proteolysis
Molecular function (GO): serine-type endopeptidase activity
Source: RefSeq, a predicted model, not a curated record